This is a messenger RNA of Ctenocephalides felis (cat flea), 1771 nucleotides long. It is a transcript of the gene beag, whose product is annotated as protein Red. Gene Ontology annotation, biological process: mRNA splicing, via spliceosome. NCBI's taxonomy places the organism in Eukaryota, Metazoa, Arthropoda, Insecta, Siphonaptera, Pulicidae. The transcript is spliced from 10 exons. The record is from RefSeq and is a predicted model, not a curated record. Bases 138 to 1709 code for a protein of 523 amino acids. Gene Ontology annotation, cellular component: nucleus.
CCAACUAAUGCCUCCAUCUUGCGGCAACAUCUAUACUUAAAUAUAAACGUCAAAACAUUAGAAGUAAAGACUACAUUAAGCUAGAAAUAUAUAUUACUUAUUUAUUACUAAAGACAAAUGUUAAUUAAUUUAUAAUAAUGCCUCACGAAGAACAUGGUCAUAAUACAUCCGGGGGCAUGGAGGAGCCCCCAGGAUCUCAAAGGCUUACCAAUGAUGAUUUUAGAAGAUUGCUCAUGACACCAAGAGCCUCACAUACUCCCCAAGUUGGAUCUGCAAGGGAAACGCCUUCGGUUGCAAAUUCUAUGGGCCCACCUACUACAAGGGAGGAUCGCAGUGAAGCAAGACGUAAGAAAAAGAGUUUUUAUGCAGCCUUGAAGAAACAAGAGGAUUCUAAAUUGGCUGAGCUGGCAGAAAAAUAUCGUGAUAGAGCCAGAGAAAGAAGAGAUGGUGCAAAUCCUGAUUACCAAAGUAAUGAACCUUCUGGAACAUCAAGUGCAUACAGAGCAGUUGCUCCUGAUAUUAAAUCUGGAUUGGAUGCUGCUGAGAGAAGGCGGCAGAUGAUUCAAGAAUCAAAAUUCUUGGGUGGUGACAUGGAACAUACCCAUUUGGUCAAAGGUUUAGAUUAUGCGCUUCUGCAGAAAGUACGUAGUGAGAUUCAACACAAAGAAGUUGAACAAGAAGCUGAAAUGGAAAGAUUAGCAACACAAGCAUUGGAAACUGCGGAAAAUGCUAAAGAAAAAAGUGCAUCAAGCAAAGAUCCUGAAGAAGAAAUGCAAUUUAAAACUAAAUUAGGCCGUAAUAUUGUUCAAACAUUAGCUAAUUUCAAGAAUACUACAAUAGAACGUAAUGAACUAUUCACACCAGGACGAAUGGCGUAUGUCAUUGAUUUAGAGGAUGAAAUGAAUGAUACUGAUAUUCCUACGACUCUAAUUAGGAGCAAAGCAGAUGUUCCUUUGAGUGAUGGAGAUAUUACAACCACCCUGAGCACAAAUGAUAUUGUUAUAAAUAAAUUGGCACAGAUCUUAUCAUAUCUUAGACAAGGACCUAGGUCUAAGAAAAGUAAAAAGAAGGAUAAAGGUCGAAUUUAUGAUAAUCCAAAUGAUGUUAAACUAAAAAAUCCUUUCAAAGAUUCUAUAUAUGGUGACAUUGGUGAUUAUGUUCCGCAAAGGCAAAGGAAUGAUAAAAAAUAUGGACAAUCUGAUUCUAACAAAUUGCACAAAGGCGGUUCAUACUUUGAUAAAUCGAAAGAUAAACAUCGAGAUGAAGAACCUGUGGUUUCAAAUAAACCUCAACAAGCUGCAACAACAGUGAAUCCAGUAUUAACCAGAUUAGCUCGAGAACCUGAAGGCUAUGCAGAAUGUUAUCCUGGUCUACAAGAAAUGGACGAUGCUAUUGAUGAUUCUGAUGAUGAAGUAGAUUAUACUAAAAUGGAUUUGGGCAACAAGAAAGGACCUGUCGGUCGCUGGGACUUUGACACACCAGAAGAAUAUUCUCAAUAUAUGUCUACCAAAGAAGCUUUGCCUAAAGCUGCAUUCCAAUAUGGUUUGAAAACAGCCGAAGGCAGAAGAACUAGAAAACAUGCUCGGGAGAAGAAUGAAAGGGCUGAACUGGAUAGAGAAUGGCAAAAGAUUCAGAAUAUUAUACAAAAACGAAGAAAUCCUGGACAGAAAAGCAUGGAUGAACCAAACUUCAAAAUGCCGAAAUUUUGAAACCUCAUGUUUAUUUUUCUUUUUUGCCUAAUGUAUAAGAGUGAAACAUUAGUUAUGAAAAG